Molecule: messenger RNA, 1570 nt
Organism: Sycon ciliatum
Lineage: Eukaryota; Metazoa; Porifera; Calcarea; Leucosolenida; Sycettidae
Product: tensin homolog
Exons: 1
Coding region: 156-1454 (432 amino acids)
Cellular component (GO): focal adhesion
Molecular function (GO): protein binding
Source: RefSeq, a predicted model, not a curated record
CCGCACUGGGACAUGUAGAUCUGCUGUAGAGUCUACUCAGAUAAAAGUGUCUUUACUUCUGCUGAGUAAAUCUACUUUUGCUUUUGCUUUUGCUAAUGCCUUCUAUUGGUUCUGGUAAUUAGGAUAUGAGUAGGGGAGGAGAAGCCGAGUGAGGCAUGGCUCACCUGAAAAAUGUGAGCGUGGCGGAGUAUAAUGCCGGCAUUCCUUCAACCAUGCAGGUGCCGGAUGAUGCCGCAGCAACAUGUCAGACGUAUUAUUACCGACAGAGGGUAACGAAGGAAGAGUGUGAGUUGCUGCUCAGAAGGAAACCCAUUGGAACGUUCAUUGCUCGAGACAGUUCCACGUUUGUUGGUGGGUUUUGUGUUAUGAUGCGCGUAAACGAAAAUGGCACAACCGUGACGAGGUCGUAUCUGUUGGAAAAGGUUCCUGCUGGCGUUCAUCUUCGGCUGACUGAGGAGGAUGUUUUCCCUACUUUAUACCAGUUUAUUUACGCCCACACGAAAGAAAAAAUGGUGUUGCCAAGUCGGCUAACAUUACCAACAAGUGACUGGCUGGCUACUAUAGACCCAGCAUUAUCCACAAAGACCAUAAUAGUAUCAUCAGGACCUAUGCUACCACCAAAGCCAGACGAUUUGCCUUUUCGACCACCUAAAGCAGAUGCAUCUCGUGGUAGGCUCCCACCAACACCUGGUGAAAGUGGUCCUCCAGCACGACCACCGAAGGGAGGUGCACCAGACCAUGGGCGGUCUUCUUCGUCAUCCGACAGCCUACCUCCUCGGCCGCCUAAAGGAGGUGGGAGUACCGAGCCCUUCCCACCACGACCGCCCAAGUCACCUGGUCCCGCCCUUCCCCCGCCGAUUCCUGACAGUGCAGAGCCUCUGCCGCGACGGCCACCCAAGUCACCUGGCCCUGGCCUCCCCCCGCCGAUACCUGAUAGUGCAGAGCCGCUGCCGGCACGACCACCUAAGACAGGUGGUUCCAGCUUCCCCCCACCCAAGCCGAAAGAUCGCGUCGUUGUUAACUCGUCAUUUGAGGUUGACGAAGUGGAGUGUGAGCUGUACUACUAUGGCUGCAUGGAUACGUGGGCAGAUUCCCACACUGAGUGCAUCUUUCAGACCUAUCUAGAACUGGUGGAGAUCCGAGAUGUGGUGCCGAAUAAAGUCACAUUCAAAAUGGGUGGUCAGAGUAUAACCAUUGAAGACAAGGGAUCGAAACAGUUCAUCCGUCGGCACUAUCAGAUCAAAUCAAUCCUGCAUUUUGAUCUGGAUCCUGACCAAAGAACAUGCAAGGUGAAGAAAGAGAAGAAGCCACUCAGCGUCUUUGGCAUGGUUAUUCGAAAGCCUGGCCAGGACAAGAAUCUGUGUCAUCUAUUUGCAUCGCAGCAUGUUGCUGCCAGUGGCGUUAUCGAUGCUGUGCAAGCCGCCAUUGACAUGAUUUGUGGUGCUGGAACCUAAACUGUCAAAUAACUACUACUAACUGCACACAAUCACACUCAGUCUCACAAAAAAUAUGGAAAGUAUUUUUUAACUCCGCUUGGUCUCUCACUGCAAAAAGAUGUCAACACUCCAUA